AUGAUGGAGCUCCCUAUGGAAAUGAAUGUUGACGGCGUCCCCAUGGUUCUGUCGAAGGUCAGCUACUCACCCAUGUUGGAUUUCGGGGGUACAUUUUCCUACAGAAGGUAUUGUUUUGUGGGUGAGUUGCAGCCUGAGGGUUAUGUUAAUUGGUUUUUUGCCCCGCUGGAAGGGUAUAAGGAUAAGCGGCUUCGGGUUCAUGAGUCUGCUGUGAAGGAGGGAGCGCUUAAUCACUUGGUGUUCAUGCGACUUGGGGAAUUGUCAUUUCGUCAAUACAAAUUGAAGCAUAUACCUUCUCCUACUGAGCAACCCCAUUCGCCUGUAACACCACAGGGGGAUUCCACGAAACAGUUGAUGGGUCAUGCGCAUCCACAUUUCAAUUACAUAUUCGAAGCCAUGCGGCAGGAUCAAGCGUCUUCGCCAUCCCCACGGAGCUCAUCCAUCGGCUCCGAUUGCACAUACCACUCAUCAAAGGAAAGCUGCGAGUCUCUGCAAAUGUCCUCGUCUCUGGUGGAUCUGCCGGGGAAGCGGUUAUCCAACGCGAGCCUGCGAAGUGGUGUCCGACCACCGCUGGAAGCUCGCCGUGGGGCUGUUUGCGAUGACGAGGGGUUUCUUCCGCCCGUGAGGUCGCUGAAAAAAUCAUCUGAAAGAUCUCAGGAGCUGUAG
This is a messenger RNA of Trypanosoma brucei brucei TREU927, 666 nucleotides long. RefSeq lists its product as hypothetical. Bases 1 to 666 code for a protein of 221 amino acids. The transcript has a single exon. The record is from RefSeq and is a predicted model, not a curated record. Lineage: Eukaryota; Euglenozoa; Kinetoplastea; Trypanosomatida; Trypanosomatidae.